This is a messenger RNA of Microtus ochrogaster (prairie vole), 4736 nucleotides long. RefSeq names its product WD repeat domain 36 (gene Wdr36). Gene Ontology annotation, cellular component: small-subunit processome; Pwp2p-containing subcomplex of 90S preribosome. Lineage: Eukaryota; Metazoa; Chordata; Mammalia; Rodentia; Cricetidae. The record is from RefSeq and is a predicted model, not a curated record. Gene Ontology annotation, molecular function: protein binding. Gene Ontology annotation, biological process: rRNA processing.
CUGCUCCGGCAUGGGAUCCUCCAUGAGGCAAGCCGCAGCGCCCGGUGAGCACUUUCCACCCGGCCGCGAGCCGAGCGGAACCCCGGCUGAGGCGGAGAUGGAGAGCGAGGUGGAAGGUCGCACGGCCAGCGCGCUGUUCGCAGGGUUCCGGGCCUUGGGACUGUUCAGCAACGACGUUCCCCACGUGGUGCGGUACAGCGCGCUCAAGCGCCGCUUCUAUGUGACGACUUGCGUGGGCAAGAGCUUCCACACGUAUGACGUUCAGAAACUUAGACUGGUUGCCGUAAGUAACUCUGUCCCACAGGAUAUCUGUUGCAUGGCGGCUGAUGAGAGGCUAGUCUUUGCUGCGUAUGGCAAUGUCUUCUCUGCGUUUGCCCGUAAUAAAGAGAUAGUACAUACUUUUAAGGGCCAUAAGGCAGAAAUCCACCUUUUGCAACCCUUUGGCGAUCACGUUAUUUCAGUGGAUACUGACAGCAUUCUUAUUAUUUGGCACAUAUAUUCAGAAGAAGAAUACCUUCAGUUGAGUUUUGAUAAAUCAGUUUUCCAAAUUUCUACAAUUUUGCAUCCAAGCACCUACUUGAAUAAAGUCCUACUGGGCAGUGAACAGGGAAGCCUGCAGUUAUGGAAUGUAAAAUCCAAUAAGCUUCUGUAUACAUUUUCUGGGUGGAAAGUUGGAGUGACAGCCCUUCAGCAGGCACCGGCUGUGGAUGUUGUUGCCAUUGGUCUCACGUCUGGUCAGGUUGUCAUUCACAACAUUAAGUUUGAUGAAACAUUAAUGAAGUUCCGUCAGGACUGGGGGCCCAUUACUUCCAUUUCAUUUCGCACAGAUGGUCACCCGGUAAUGGCAGCUGGAAGCCCUUGUGGCCAUAUUGGACUCUGGGAUCUGGAAGACAAGAAAUUAAUCAACCAGAUGAGAAAUGCACACUCCACAGCAAUUGCAGGGCUGACAUUUCUCCACAGAGAGCCACUGCUCGUGACAAAUGGCGCUGACAACGCUCUUAGGAUAUGGAUAUUUGAUGGCCCUACAGGCGAAGGACGGCUGCUGAGAUUCAGAAUGGGACACAGUGCUUCUCUCACCAAGAUCAGAUAUUAUGGACAAAAUGGACAGCAGAUUUUAAGUGCAAGUCAAGAUGGAACUCUACAGUCAUUUUCUACAGUUCAUGAAAAAUUCAACAAGAGCUUGGGGCAUGGAUUAAUAAAUAAAAAGAUAGUUAAACGUAAAGGACUUCAGAAUACCAUGUCAGUAAGGCUUCCACCUGUCACAAAGUUUGCUGCUGAGGAGGCUCGUCAAAGUGACUGGGAUGGUAUCAUUGCUUGCCACCAAGGUAAGCUAUCCUGCUCAACCUGGAAUUACCAAAGGUCUACAAUAGGUGCUUAUUUUCUCAAGCCAAAAGAACUAAAGACAGAUGACAUCAUUGCAACAGCAGUAGAUAUAACUUCCUGUGGAAACUUUGCAGUAAUUGGCCUCUCCUCGGGAGCUGUAGAUGUGUAUAACAUGCAGUCUGGUAUACAUCGAGGAAGUUUUGGAGAUGAAAAAGCUCACACAGGUUCUGUUAGAGGUGUUGCAGUGGAUGGUUUAAACCAGCUGACGGUCACAGCUGGUAGUGAACGACUUCUCAAGUUCUGGAACUUUAAAAGCAAGGCUUUAAUCCAUUCUCUGAGCCUCGAGUCAUCCCCAAACAUGCUGCUGCUCCACAGGGACAGUGGCAUUCUGGGGCUCGCCUUGGAUGACUUCUCCAUUGCUGUCCUAGACAUAGAGACAAGGAAGAUUGUCAGAGAGUUCUCCGGACACCACGGCCAGAUAAAUGACAUGACAUUCAGCCCUGAUGGCCGCUGGCUGAUAAGCGCUGCAAUGGAUUGCUCUGUUAGGACUUGGGACCUUCCGUCUGGGUGCCUUAUCGACUGCUUCUUGUUGGACUCGGCUCCUCUCAAUGUUACUAUGUCCCCAACUGGAGACUUUCUAGCAACUUCCCAUGUGGAUCACCUUGGAAUUUACCUAUGGUCGAAUAUUUCCCUCUAUUCAGUUGUCUCCUUACGACCACUUCCUCCAGAUUACGUCCCUUCCGUGGUGAUGCUUCCUGGGACUUGCCAAACCCAAGGUGUGGAGGUGCUGGAAGAGCAGACUGAGCCGAGCGAUGAGAUGAUAGAGUAUGAGUCUCCACAGCAGCUGAGUGAGCAACUGGUGACUCUGUCGCUUCUCCCUGAGUCACGCUGGAAAAACCUUCUGAAUCUUGAUGUUAUCAAGAAAAAGAAUAAACCAAAAGAACCACCCAAAGUGCCCCAGUCAGCACCGUUUUUCAUCCCAACAGUUCCUGGACUUGUACCCAGGUUUGCCGUGCCUGAGCAGAAUGGGGACUCCCAGCAGUCUAAAGUGGUAAACCUUGGGAUUUUGGCUCAGAAAUCAAAUUUCUACCUGAAACUUGAAGAAGGAUUGCUAAAUAAUCAAUAUGAAGCUGCUCUUAACCUUCUGAAGGAAUUAGGCCCAUCAGGAAUUGAAACAGAGCUGCGAAACCUGUCUCCUGAUGAUGGUGGGUCGGUAGAAGUCAUGCAGGGCUUUUUGAGAAUGAUCGGGAUGAUGCUGAACAGAAAGCGUGAUUUUGAGUUAGCCCAGGCAUACCUUGCGUUGUUUCUGAAGUUACACCUCAAGAUGCUUCCUUCAGAGGCGGUGCUGUUGGAAGAGCUGGAGAAGUUGUCAUCCCAGGUAGAAGAAGACUGGACUCACUUACAGUCACUCUUCAAUCAGAGCAUGUGUGUUUUAAAUUAUAUCAAAAGUGCUCUGCUGUGAGAAAUAAACCUCAGUGAUCGCAGCACUCACAGCUGCAUGUGAAAUGGACUGUUGAGCUUGUCUUCAUCCGCUGCUCAGCGUGGAGGCUGCUGGCGCUGCUUCACCAGCAGGGUUCUGUAUCUGAAGAGCAGAAACUUUCUGGGUGUAAAAUUACACCUUCCUGUUACUCUGAACACCUAGGAAUCUAAAACCACUUGAGUUCCUUCACACUAGUCACAUAGACGAGGCUUUUUAAAUUAUUGCCAGUUUGUAUUUUUUCAAUGUGUUACAUAUAAUAGAGAGUGUCUAUUUAGUAUGAAGUUUUGCUGAAUUAAAUUGACAUUGUCAGGUAAAACAUCUAUAAUAUAGUUCUAAAAUGCUUUUGUUAUCUUAGAAAAACAAGUUGUUUCUUUUCUGGGUGUCAUUUGAUGAAGGGUAGACUGUCGAUUCUUGGGGCUGUGCUUCAUAUCUGGUACCUGUGGUACAGCCCGACUGUGUUACAAGUAAGGUCGUCUGGGACCUGUGGCGUGUCUAGCUUUGUAGCACAGGGUCUAGAGCUUUCUCUGUUGCCUCCUUUCUAAACAAGUUUUUGUUAGCUCGAAACGUGAGAGGGACUGCUUCACGCAGGUGCUCCAGGAAGAGGUGCAGCAGGUGCCUGUACAGGGAGAUUCCAAGCUCCACCGAGGCUGUCUUUCGCGGCUUUUCCUCCUUCUCUGACGUGUUUAUUUGAGAAGAAACUGCUGGCAGCCCUUGUCAUCAUUCUCUUUUUUAUGGACUGAUGAGUUAGCAACACAGGAAUUCUUUUUUCUUAUCAAAUCAUGAACUAAAUUUUCUUACCUUUUUCAGGUGAAAGUGCAAACUUGAUCUGUUGUCAUUUUUACUAGCAGUGUCUUUAGACAGUAUGUUUUGUCAAUAACCUUCCAAAACCUUAGACAUUUACCAUCAAGGAAGAGAAGAAAAAAACACAAAGUAUUUUUGUGUAUAUAUUUUUCUUAAAAUGUAAUCGGUUUCCGCAUACUUCUAUAUUUUUGAACUUUAGUCUUUACUUUUGAAAUUUAAUGUGUGUUGUAUAUGACUACAUUUUACUUAUAAAAAUAUCAGAUGGAUUUGUUUUUGGCAACAGUGUUUGAUCCCAGUAAAUAGACAUAGAACAUGAAAUGUAGAGGUUUUAUUUUUUUGUUUUGUUUUUUACUUAAAGAAAAGUUUAUAACUUGAAAUGUCAUCACUUGCACAUCAUAUGUUUUAUUAUCUACUUUGCCUAUCAUCUGCCCAAAAUUAGGGAAUUUUCCUCUGCCACCCCCAACCCUAACACACACACACAGUAACUACAAACCGUGCUGAAGUAAGCAAGCAUCAUGUUGCUUAGGUCUCUGGGUUAAGGAUCUCUGUGUAGCAUAUGCUAAGGGUUUGAAGUGGUGAGCCAGGGGAUUAGCAUUUUUAAUUUGAAGAGAUAUUUCCAUGUGACCUCCAAAGUGAUUAUAUUGUACCUGCUAUUUCAUAACAUGAGGCGUAUUCAGAAUCAUGUCUUUACCACUUGCAUUAAUAGAAUAAAAACUCUGAUUUUGUUUUUAUGUUAGAAUUGAUAUUUGUGUGUUCUAUCUAUUGCAUCAUUUGUCUUUUUAUCAUAGAUUUGUUGAAAGGUUUUUGCUUUGGUUUUUUUAAGACAGGGUUUCACUGUAUAGCUCUAGCUGGCCUGGAAUUCCCUAUGUAGACCAGGUUGUCCUAGAACUCACAAAGAUCCACCUGCCUCUGCCUUCUAAGAGCUGAGAUUAAAGGUGUGUGUCACCAUGCCUCAGCUUUUGUUGAGUAUUUAUGCAACCUAAACAUUGGUCUUUGUUACCUCCAGGUAGUUGUAUGUUUCUGACUUUCUGGCAUUGUUUUAUAGAAUCCUAGGGAUUUUACAUUUUUCAUAUAUGGUCAAGUUGAUAAUGUUUUAUGUCUUAUCCUAAGUUAUAAAGUAAGUCCUCCAUUC